Molecule: messenger RNA, 617 nt
Organism: Andrographis paniculata
Lineage: Eukaryota; Viridiplantae; Streptophyta; Magnoliopsida; Lamiales; Acanthaceae
Product: protein AE7-like 1
Exons: 5
Coding region: 1-465 (154 amino acids)
Biological process (GO): iron-sulfur cluster assembly
Source: RefSeq, a predicted model, not a curated record
AUGACGCUGGGUCUGAUCAACGCCAAUCCGGUGGUCCACGCCAAGAAGGAAAGAGUCGUCCGUACCGACGACCCUCACACCGACGACGCCGUCGAUCCCCUCGAAAUCUAUGACUACGUGAAGGACAUAAGAGAUCCGGAGCACCCCUAUUCCCUGGAACAGCUCAGCGUGCUUUCUGAGGAGUCCAUUACCGUUGACGAGAAGCUCGGCCGCAUUCUGAUAACUUUUACUCCAACCAUCCAGCACUGUAGCAUGGCGACGGUGAUCGGCUUGUGCUUGAGAGAGAAGUUGAAGGAUUGCUUUCCCCCACAUUACAAGGUAGACAUAAAAGUGGCUCCCGGAUCGCAUGCAAACGAGGAAUCAGUUAACAAGCAGUUAAACGACAAAGAGAGAGUCGCCGCAGCAUUAGAGAAUCCAAACCUUCGCCAACUAGUUGACGAGUGCCUUUAUUCUAGCGAGCUUUGAACGGGUUGCAACUUUCAUCUACCGAAUAAUCUGUAUAGUACAUGUUUUGGUUCUUCUUCUGUGCUGUCUCUCUUGUAUUUAUGAACUCGAAACUAUUGUAUGCUCUCCUAUCAUCAUUUGUUUCAGUAGAGAAUCCAUUUUCGGUGUCUUCA